UGGCCUCUCGGGCGCCCCUCGGCCCGGACUCGCCCCGGCCUGGGCCCUGGGCGUUGCCACCGGCCGCCGCCGCCGGCGGCGGUAUAACCUCCUCCACAAUACGCCGCCGGGCCUGGGCGCUUAUAUGGCGAUGCUGCGAACCGAUAUGCGAUAUGAUCGACUUGGCCGUCACUGCGCUGCAAUGCUCGCGGCAAAUCGCGAUCCGGAACGUGGGCAAUGGUUUGAAAAUCUCGUUGAACGUUGCCAUGGUUCGCCGCUCGCCCCUCCGCGCCCCCUUCUCUCUGGCUAUUUCCUCUUCCUCUAUAUUGUCGAUGUUCGGCCUGGCUGGUGGCUGGUGGGCCUGCAACCUGAUUGUGUGAACAAAAACUUCGAUGUUGUAAAUUGCUUGUUUUCGAUAACUCCUGCCUCUCUUGUGGCCACCCUGGGCACUCCUUGGCCGCGUUAUGCCGAGUCGGUAGCGCAAGUAGUCGUAGAGAAAAUAGUUAGUAGAGGAAGUAUACAGGAAGUGGCACCGUGAAGAAAUAGUCUCAAGAGGCAAGUAGUAAUAGAGGAUAGGUUUGGCAAACUAGGAGA
Parathielavia appendiculata is the source of this 573-nucleotide messenger RNA. RefSeq lists its product as uncharacterized. The transcript has a single exon. NCBI's taxonomy places the organism in Eukaryota, Fungi, Ascomycota, Sordariomycetes, Sordariales, Chaetomiaceae. The coding region runs from base 125 to 517 and encodes 130 amino acids. The record is from RefSeq and is a predicted model, not a curated record.